Molecule: messenger RNA, 1131 nt
Organism: Clonostachys byssicola
Lineage: Eukaryota; Fungi; Ascomycota; Sordariomycetes; Hypocreales; Bionectriaceae
Source: the annotation of a GenBank genome assembly
AUGCGUCGGCUCCCUGUCCUUCUCAUAGAUUCCUGCCUGCACCCAUUCCUGCACCGAUGGAUGCUCAAACAGCCGCUCGACGUAUUCGCCGGCCGGCCCGGGGAACGUGAUGCCAUAGGUCUUGAACCUACAAGCCACGGGCGCGUAGAAGGCAUCCACCGCCGUGAACUCAGCACCAGCGAGCCACGGGCCGCCGAACCUGGUGAGCCCCUCGGUGAAGAGAGUCUCGAGCCGCGCCAGAUCGCGUUUCAGCCCGUCGCUGUGCUCCGUCAGCUCGAUGCGCAGGCCUACGUUCAUGCCGCACUCGCCCCGGAGGGCCUCGAAGGACGAGUGCAUCUCCGAGGCGGCGCAGCGAGCGAACGCCCGGGCCGUCGGGUCGCUGGGCCAGACUCCCGCGUGCUUCUCGGCGAUGUACUCGACGAUGGCCAGGGAGUCCCAGACGUAGAACUUGUCGUGGGCCGAGUCGUGGAGGCACGGGACCUUGCCGGAGGGCGAGAAGGCGAGGAAGUCGGGCUGGCGGUAGCCCGGCUUGAACAUGAAGAGGGCUUCUUCGAAUGGAAUGUUGAGCGCCUUGAAGACGAGCCACGGUCGCAUCGACCACGACGAGUAGCGCUUGUUGGCGAUGUGGAGCUUUCAUGGCUACAUCUUAUACUUCUACAAUACGCCCUGCGUGUAUUCCAAAACUUCACGUUCCACAGCAUUCACUGCUUCACCGAUUCCGGCUUCAUCAUGUUUGUCACCAAGGGCGUCGAUGACUCAAGCGGGGCAGCUGAACUCAUGAGUUGGAGCCAGCAGCCGCGCCGUCUUAACCACAUUCUUAAUCUGCCGCCCAUUAAACUCGUGUUCCGCAAGCGCAUCCAACUCCUCCUCGGCGACGUCGAUCCUGUCCGACCCGGCAGGCAGGAACGUCCGCCAGAUGUGCCGUCGGCUCGCCGCGUCGAGUGCAGGGUAGUGCAGGUACUCGAGCAGGCGGAGGAAGACGGAGACGAGCUGGUUGCGGUGGAGGUCCGACUGGGUGCGGUUCUCGAGGAAGACGUCGCACUCGUCGAUGAGAAGGACCGCCCUCCACCUCUGCGACAGCUCGAGGACGCGGUUGAGGUUGCGCUCGACGGACUCGGCUGUGAGGCCUAG